AUGCCGUUGCCGUGGCCUCGGGAGGUCCAGUGUCACCUGAUGGAGCUCAGUCAAUCAAGCUCCGUGGAGGCCUUGGGACCGCAGGAGGCCUUGGGACAGAACUGGCUCUUGCGGCUAGGGACACCAGGAGGCGACCGUCGCUCCCGGCUGCUCAGCGGUCGAGAACAGGCACGACAUGCGAUCCUCUCGUGGCGGCUGAAACGGCCCUACUUGAUUUACAGCUUGGCCUGUGCCACCGUGAUGUUUGGCCUCUUAGCCCCUUGCAACGGUCAGGCAGCUACUUGGGGGUUGCACCAAGAUCCAGGCAGCGGGAUUUGCAUGAAGCCUUUUCGCCUUGCCAAGAUCCAGAACAACUGGAACCUUCCGCAGUGGAAACACCACCGUUGGGAAGAAGUCUUGGAGGUCACGAUUGGCCUCGUGAUUGUCCUCGAGGUCCUCCUGACCCUGCGCGUGCUUGGGGUGCGAGACUUCUUGGCCAAUCCCUGGUGUGUUUUCGAUGCGACCGUGGCUGUGCUUACAGUUGUUUCAACCGGCUACGGCCUGGAGCAUUUGGGCCGGCAGGGAGAGAUUUGCGAGGCGCAGCUCCCCUUGCUUUUUCUGCGCUUUGUGCUUCAACCUGCUCGACUGCUAGCUGCUGUGGUCUCAACCUGGCGAACCCGACGGAUGCAGUUGGAUGCGCACGAGCUGCGCGUGGAUGUGAGAAAUCUCUCCACGAACGGCACACGCUUCCAAGCUCUUCAGGCGAACUCGGCCUUCGACAUGCUCCGAUCCCGCAUCCGAUACUUCGACGAAGUAGCGUCUGAUGCCAAGCUAGGUUACACGAUUCAGCUGUGCAAAACUCUCAUCAGACAAUGGCGGAAACUGGAGACUGAAAGAGAAGUGCGCAUCCAUGAUGCCUUGCUGGAGACCUUUACCCAGAGGCAUCCAUACUUCCUCCUGGCCGCCAGCGACCCCAGGCAGUCAUGGCGUGCUUUGCCGUGGCGCCAAGAGCUGAUGAGAAUGUGUUCAGAUGUCGAAGGAUUGAUGUCCCACGAUGGGCGCCUUCUCGCGUGCACAAAGAUGGACGCAGAUGGGCGCUGCAGGUAUGCCAAAGAGCUCUCGCGCCGAAAGAAACGGGAGUCUGAGGACCUGAAGGAACUGAAGGAGUUGACGGAUUUCCAUGGGGCACAGCUGUCUUCAGCCCAGCCACAAGAGGUGCAAUGGCUCUUAGAUGCACUAUUUGACAUGAAAGACCUGGAGCUCUAUCCCCUCAUCGCGCGUUUAUCGCUGAUGCUGGCUCGGCACGAGCAGUGCCUGGCAGAAUUCGAUUGGAAGGGAGAACUGCAAGAGCGAGCCUCCAUGUUUCACUACGAGACUGCCCUGCAGCUACUGAAGACCGUCAGCCACUUCCAGGAGGCCCAGGAGAUCUUCAAUGAAGCCACAUCCUUGCGACGAGCGGGACAGCAAAUGAUCCACUGGAAGCACUUGUGGCAAACUCCUUCGGUCUAUGUGCGACAGCUGCGCCCAACCGGAGGAACUGCAUGGUGGGAUCCGAAGGAGUUACCUUUGGCGCAGGUCUUGGAGGAGAAUGUCCUGGACAUCAGGGCAGAGCUCCAGAUGCUCUUGGAGAAUGGAGGGCGCAUGGUGGUGGAUCCGGCCUACCCACGGCUCACCACGGAGGGCGAUUGGGACGUGAUUCGUCUCUACAACGACAAGAAGUGGGACCCUGCAGCCACCACCUUGGCGCCGAAGACCGUGGCGCUGCUGAAGGAGCGUUUGCCAGGCCAGGCCAAUGGUCUGCCAUACAUCCACCACAACACCGAGGAGGUUUGCUUCUUCCGGAUGAGCCCUGGGACGCGGAUCUUACUGCACACAGGUGGUUGCAAUGCCCGGCUCAACUUGAGUUUGGGCUUGAUGGGUUGUAGCGACUCUUUCAUCACAGUGGCCCAGGAGGAGCGCCGCUGGCGUGACGGGCAGUUGUUUGCCUUUGACGACAGCUGCGACCACGCAGCGCGCCAUGAUGGGCCUGAGGAUCGGUGGGUGCUCACCGUGGGGAUUAUGCAUCCAGACCUGGUGGCGUCUGCUGAGCUGAACGGAGACGGCAACCAGAGAUCUUCCGGGACUCCGGUGGUGCCCAGCGGGCCUGGCGGACCGAAUACGAGUCCUUUGGACCUGAAGUCUGGGUGA
This is a messenger RNA of Durusdinium trenchii, 2166 nucleotides long. NCBI's taxonomy places the organism in Eukaryota, Dinophyceae, Suessiales, Symbiodiniaceae. The record is from the annotation of a GenBank genome assembly.